Messenger RNA from Myxozyma melibiosi, 3647 nucleotides. RefSeq names its product fungal-specific transcription factor domain-containing protein. The transcript has 3 exons. Gene Ontology annotation, biological process: DNA-templated transcription; regulation of DNA-templated transcription. Gene Ontology annotation, molecular function: zinc ion binding; DNA binding; DNA-binding transcription factor activity, RNA polymerase II-specific. NCBI's taxonomy places the organism in Eukaryota, Fungi, Ascomycota, Lipomycetes, Lipomycetales, Lipomycetaceae. The record is from RefSeq and is a predicted model, not a curated record. The coding region runs from base 345 to 3542 and encodes 1065 amino acids.
CAAACAAAGCAGCAUAAACCCGGCGGCGGUGGAAAUGGCUGAAAUAGAGUUUUAAAGUAUUACCCGGCUCUUCUACCCCGCAAAAUAGCAGCCGUUCGGUGCUCCUUCCUCGUCUUCCUCUUCUUUGUCUUUUCCUUUGUCUUUGUCCAGUUUCUCUUUUGUCGGCUUUUCAGCAAGUAGUCUGUGUAUUGUUGUUCUAUCUGCUUCUGCUUCUUCUUCUUCUUCUCCUUCUUCCCGCGUGCUUUCUGUUCUUCCAACUCCUCCGCUCCUGCUGUGAUCCGGCUUCGGCUUCUUCUUCCUAUCUCACUCUCUCUCUCACUCUCUCUCUCUUCACCUCCUCCCUCAUGGCCGCCAGAAACGACAUCUUCGUCUACGAGCCAGCGGCCGUCGACACUCAGAAACCCGCUCUCUCCGUCGCCCCGGCCGCUUCCUCCUCCGCAACCCCCACAACCGUCGCCAAGCGCACCGCCCGUGCAUGUGUCCGCUGCCGACGCCAGAAGCUCAAGUGCGAUAGCUAUCGCCCCUGUGCGCUAUGUGUGCGCGCAAACGUCGCAUGCAUAAGUCGCCCCGAGAGCGAGUCAAAAAAAUCAUCCACCUCCUCGCCUCCUUCCGCCUACUCCCUCGUCUCCAACGUCACAUCCUCCUCGGCCACCAGCCACCUCUCAUCCUCUAACUCCACCACAAACUCCUCCUCCUCCGCCUCCUCUGCAAACACCCUGCCCUCCAUGGCUUCUCUCACAGAGUCUAUGCGCACCGGACUGCCGCCUCCCCCGCCCUCGUACGCCUUCCGUCGCUCGUUCUCGGUCGCUGAUCCCCUUCCUGAAGAUAUACCGCCGGCGUCCAAGCUCCAGCGACUAUCCUUCGAAGACUCUCGUAUCUACCCUUCCUCCGCCCACCGUCCCCGCUCGCUCUCCUUCCCCAACAGCACCCGCACCGACUUUGGCGACGACCAGGCUUCGUCGCGGCUGCCCCCACUCUCCACCAACAACUCAGUCGCCGCCGGCCCACUCUCUGUCACUGCCCCAUCAUCCACAUCCACAUCCACAUCCGCAGCAACCCCCUUUGCCCAUGUUCGCUCAGAGUCUGCAGACGACAGCGGGUCUCCUCAGCUCUACCACCUGCCCCCGCAGCAUGCUCACCCUCCACCGCUGCCCCCGCCGAAUCUCCCCGCGGUCCCGCCCUCGGCCCAUUCGCUGAUCGGUGCCCGCUCGGGCUCGCUUGUCGAAAAGUCGGGGACGCCAUCCAACAGCGUCAUCUCUGAUAUCUUUGAGCCUUCGCCCAUGCCUUGGCUGCAUUCGCGUCCGUCGACCAUCGCUCUUCUCUCUCAGCUACCGCCGCGACCGCUUGUCGAGUAUGCCAUCGCCGUCUACUUCAACUCCUUCCACUGGUUUGUGUUUGUGGUCCAUCAGGGUCCGUUCAUGGAGCAAUACCGCUCGCUUAUCCACACAUAUGAAACCGACCCUGCAAACCUGCCAAACUCAGACGCCGACUUCUCGACCGUCCUCCUCAUCAUGACGAUCGUCUCUCUCGGUGCUAGCAACGCGCUCAUGCACCCGGUGCGGCGAAAGCAUGCAACCGCAAUCUACCAGUCUUGUCUUCCAGGCGGUCUCGCGCUCGCGCACGCAAGCCAUCCCAAACUCAACAUCGACCUCGUGAUUUCGCAGCUUGUCUCGGUCGUCCGCAUCCACCUCUUUGAUAUCCUGUCUUGCGGUACCAUUGCCUCCGUGCAAUCCUGCGUCUUGCUUUCGUACUUUUACCUGCAUCACGGUAACCCUUCUUUGGCAUGGACGAUUGCCGGCAGUGCAAUCAAGUCUGCGCAGUCGCUAGGGCUGCAUCGGGAAUCCACAUCUGCUUCUUCGUCGUCUGAGUUCUCGGACAGCAAAUCUGCGACCUGCAUGCUCCGUCGGCGCGUCUUCUGGGCGCUUUAUAACCUAGAUCGGCUAACCACAAUCUCGUACGGUAUGCCCGCAGCUCUGAUUGACAAUGACUGCGAUGUGGGUAUUCCAUCCGACAGCUUUGCUUUUGGAUCCAGCACCAAUUUCAAGUCCUCUUCCGUCAAUGCAUGCGCCUCUCUCACUGUCUCUUCUUCGUCCUCCUCCUCCUCCUCUACUUCGUCAGCAUCAUCAACAACCUCUUCCUCCUCCUCCUCCUCCUCAGCUCCAUCGACCAACGGCCAUCUAUUCAACACCAUACCAUUUGUAUCCAUCGGCGAUGACAUCCGCGCAAUCGGCGACUCGGGAACAACUCUCUUGACAUACCAAAGUCGCAAAGCCCAGUUCUACAUCAUCGUCGGAGAGAUCAUCUCGCAGUUCUACCAGCGCAAGACAGUCACAUUCCAGCACCACACGGCGAAAUUCGAGUCUACCCCUCGCGAGAGUCCCGCGGCUGAGAAUUCAGUUUCGGCGAAAAUCGAAUAUCUGGUGUCGACUGCUCAACGGCUGGAGGCAAAGCUGAAAGCAUGGUACGACGAACUGCCGAGCGUGCUAAAACUUGAGGAUGGUGGUGCGUACGGCGACGGAGGGGUCGGGCUUGCAGAGAUUGAAGAUGUGGAUGACGACGAACGCGCAAUCUCUGGUGACGAGGAUCCAGCGAUCGCGCAGGAGAAGCGACGGCAGAUGAAGAACGAUUUGUUUGCAGUCGAGGCUCUGCAACUUCAGCUUGCGUACGACAACGCUAUGAUUUUAGUGCAUCGGCCGCUUCUUGGGUUCUCAGCCUGUAAAAAGAAGAAUUCCGCUGCUGCUUCUGACGGCGAAGACCCGUUCAGUCAGUCCGCCGACACUUGUUGGCGCUCAGCUCUGCGGUCGUCCAAAAUCGCGCAGCAUCCGAUAUUCUCCAAAAGCCAGCAGACGCAUGCGAUUGCGUUCGUGGGCAUGCACUUGUUCACCGCCGGCGUGCUUCUGAGUAUCUUUGGCUCAAGCGAGCCACUGAGUCAACGAGCGCUGGAGUCGAAACUGGGUCUGAGCCGGAUCAUUCAGAUGCGCAAGGCGUUGAAAAAGCGGGUUAUGGUCUCGGAGUCGGGUUUGCGGGUGCUGGAAAACCUCGCGCGGGUGGUGAUUCAAAAGGAGAUGGAGAAGAUUCUCUCGGGCGAUAUCACUCCGUCUGUUUCUCUGGAUCAGGCUGCUUCGAAAGGUGGUAGCGACGACGAUCGAACUGCGGCGGCUACUUUGACGAGCCUGAGCUACCAGCUCGCUCACACCGGCGACAUAAGUCCCAAGAGUGCCAGUGUUUCUCUCUCGCAGUCGCUUUCCGACGCUGCUGCCUCUGCUGCUGCUGCCGCCGCUGCUGCUGCUGUUGCGGAGAAUUCGUCGUUGAAGAAUGGGAAAGCAAGUCAGAAGCAGCUUGAGAACGGAGACACGCCGCUGGCGGUCAUAGCCGGUGGCAUAUCUGUUGUCGAGAACCGAGUGUUUACCGCUACCCUGGCGAAUCUGCAAUCAGUGAUCUUUGAAGAUGACAAGGUGGGCGAAUGGUGUGCCGCCAGUUCAGAGCAUCCGCAGCAGGCGUGGAUCUGGUCACUUGCCGCUCCGCUUGGGUUCUACCUGUAACUUUACUUUCUAAUUCAAAAUGAGGAACGAUAUAUAUACGGGGAGUGUGGUUGUUAUAGGAUUAUCUACUGAUGAGAUGUCGCUUUGUUAUUUACUAUCAUUUAU